UCUUCCUAUAUAUUGACGAGCUCCAACCCAAAGCAAGCACAAUAUAUAAACAUUCUAGAGAGAGAGAGAGAGAGAUGGUGAGGAACAAACAAGUGACAUUGAGAGACUAUGUAAAUGGUGUUCCAAAAGAGUCGGACAUGAUUGUGUUGAGCUCAGACAAGAGUGUUGUAGCUUUGCCACAAGGUUCCAACGCAGUGGUGGUGAAGAACCUCUACUUAUCAUGUGAUCCUUACAUGCGACAUCUAAUGACCAAAUCUACUGAAGCUCAUGUGAUCCUUAAUAGCUAUUCUCCCGGUUCCGUCAUAAGGGGUCACGGAGUAGGUAAAGUUAUGGAUUCAGGGCACCCAAAAUUCAAGACAGGUGACUUCGUCUGGGGAAUAACUGGAUGGGAAGAGUAUAGUCUCAUUACGACGCCUGAAGCACUUUUCAAAAUUGAACAUACAGAUGAUGUAGUCCCCCUCCACUACUAUACAGGAAUCCUCGGUAUGCCUGGUAUGGCAGCUUAUAUUGGUUUCUAUAAGAUUGGUGCCCCCAAGAAAGGAGAAUAUGUUUUCGUAUCUGCAGCAUCAGGUGCAGUUGGCCAACUGGUUGGGCAGUUUGCAAAAUUAAUGGGCUGCUAUGUUGUUGGAAGCGCGAGUACUAAACAAAAGUUUGAUCUGCUAAAGAAUAAGUUUGGAUUUGAUGCGGCUUUCAAUUAUAAGGAGGAAGACGACUUGGAUGCAGCUUUGAAAAGGUAUCUUCCCCAAGGCAUUGACAUCUACUUUGACAACGUUGGAGGGAAGAUGUUGGACAACGUACUUCUCAAUAUGCGAAACCACGGCCGCAUUGUUGUCAGCGGAAUGAUCUCCGAGUACAAUCUCGAGCAACCCGAUGGAUUGAAGAACACGAUGUGCCUCGUCUACAAGCGCGUUCGGAUGGAAGGAUUUUUUGUUCACGAUUACUAUCCGCUUUACCCCGAGUUCUUUGACACAAUGUUGUCGUAUAUCCGAGAAGGGAAAAUUUUGUACGUUGAAGACAUUUCCCAAGGCCUGGAGAGCGGACCAUCAUCCUUUAUAGGGCUUUUCACCGGCCGCAAUGUCGGGAAACAGAUUGUUGCGGUUGCUCGAGAAUGAUUUUUUCACCCCUUCUCUUACCGUCAACGUGUUUGGUUCUUGAUGCAAAAACAUAAUAAUUUUACUCUAGAAAUGAAGGGUUAUCUUAAUUAGUUCAACGUUAUCUUUUGGUUUUUAGUCAAUGUCCUUUAGUUUUUGAUUUAUCUAGUAAGUUGUGUCUUUGGUUUAAUAGUGGUCUAGGCAUUUGAAAGGUUUGUGUUGGAAAUUGUUGAAUAUUUAGUAUUAAUCUUGAAGAAGAGUACUCUCAUCUUUGUAAUCCCUAUAUAUAUAGUUGAUCCAAGGAAAUGAGAAGGGAGAGUUGGUGUUUAUGAAAAA
Messenger RNA from Rhododendron vialii, 1427 nucleotides. RefSeq names its product 2-alkenal reductase (NADP(+)-dependent)-like. NCBI's taxonomy places the organism in Eukaryota, Viridiplantae, Streptophyta, Magnoliopsida, Ericales, Ericaceae. Bases 75 to 1112 code for a protein of 345 amino acids. Gene Ontology annotation, molecular function: 2-alkenal reductase [NAD(P)H] activity. The transcript is spliced from 5 exons. The record is from RefSeq and is a predicted model, not a curated record.